AAUGGCCUCAGGAUCAAGACCUACCCUUCUUCCGCCUCUUCGAUCACAGUCUCUGAUAUCCAUUUUGAGGAUAUUAUCGUGAAGAAUGUCUUCAAUCCCAUCCUCAUCGAUCAGGAGUAUUGCCCUUGGAACAAAUGCAACAAAGCCAAACCUUCGACGGUGAAGCUGGUGAACAUUAGUUUCAAGAGGAUCAGAGGAACAUCGGGGAAUAAAGACGCAGUGAGGCUGUUGUGUAGCAAAGCAGUGCCGUGUACGAACGUGGAAGUAGGAGACAUCGAUCUGAGAUACGGAGGAGCGGACGGUCCUGCAACGUUCCAAUGUUCGAACGUAACUCCCAAGCUCUCGGGAACUCAGUUCCCAAAGGCAUGCAGCAGCGCCAUGGUCAAACCCCUCAAUGAUGUCUGA
Molecule: messenger RNA, 405 nt
Organism: Tarenaya hassleriana
Lineage: Eukaryota; Viridiplantae; Streptophyta; Magnoliopsida; Brassicales; Cleomaceae
Product: polygalacturonase-like
Exons: 2
Biological process (GO): carbohydrate metabolic process
Molecular function (GO): polygalacturonase activity
Source: RefSeq, a predicted model, not a curated record